Molecule: messenger RNA, 2868 nt
Organism: Triticum dicoccoides
Lineage: Eukaryota; Viridiplantae; Streptophyta; Magnoliopsida; Poales; Poaceae
Product: U-box domain-containing protein 34-like
Exons: 9
Coding region: 614-2845 (743 amino acids)
Biological process (GO): protein phosphorylation
Molecular function (GO): protein kinase activity; ATP binding
Source: RefSeq, a predicted model, not a curated record
UCUCCUCUCCAAAGUCUUCUUUCCGAUCCCCAAAUCCUGCUGAUUACCUAGCAUCUGGCCAAAUCAUAGGUUAGGUCAUAACACAUCAUCAAAGUGUUGACGCUGCAGGCUAGGCAGGCUGAGAUCGUCGUCGAUCUUCCUCGAAGCUCGCGAGCGCAAGAUCUCAUCGGUCUCUGCUCACCGGCCGCCUGCUUCUACAGGAUUAGUUGACUACUUCGCUUCCGCCGCGGUACUGGAGUGUGGUAUUCAUUGCGAAUGGAUGGCAAAAUUAGUAUCAGAUACAAGGUUGACCUGGAGCGCAUGCUGCUUAAUGGAAGUGCACAGCCAACACACAUGCAGUUAUCGCUUUUAGAAGAUAUCACAGACUGUUUCUCCGAUGAUCAGCAAAUUGGUAGCGGUGGGUUUGCGGUAUUGGAGUGUGGUAUUCAUUGCGAAUGGAUGGCAAAAUUAGUAUCAGAUACAAGGUUGACCUGGAGCGCAUGCUGCUUAAUGGAAGUGCACAGCCAACACACAUGCAGUUAUCGCUUUUAGAAGAUAUCACAGACUGUUUCUCCGAUGAUCAGCAAAUUGGUAGCGGUGGGUUUGCGGUACUGGAGUGUGGUAUUCAUUGCGAAUGGAUGGCAAAAUUAGUAUCAGAUACAAGGUUGACCUGGAGCGCAUGCUGCUUAAUGGAAGUGCACAGCCAACACACAUGCAGUUAUCGCUUUUAGAAGAUAUCACAGACUGUUUCUCCGAUGAUCAGCAAAUUGGUAGCGGUGGGUUUGCGGUGGUUUAUAAGGGAAUAGUGGGAAAACGAAUGGUUGCUGUGAAGAAGUUGUCCCAAACACUUGAUAUGCAUGAGAAUAAAUUUCACAAAGAGGUUGAGUGCCUGAUGAAGGCCAAGCACAAGAAUAUAGUGCGGUUCCUAGGAUAUUGUUCUGACACGCAAGGGAGGAUUGCGGAUUAUGAGGGUAAGUUUGUGAUGGCAGAUCUGCGGAACUGGUUACUAUGUUUCGAGUAUGUACCAAAUGGAAGUCUCGAUAAGUAUAUUACAGAUGCAUCUGGUGAUCUUGAAUGGGGUGAGCGCUACCAGAUAAUCAAGGGAAUAUGUGAAGGCUUACUUCAUCUUCACGAGAGGCAUAUCCUCCACUUAGAUCUAAAGCCGGGUAAUAUAUUGAUUGAUGAUCGGAUGACACCCAAAAUUGCUGAUUUUGGUCUAUCAAGGUGCUUGGAUAAAGACCAAACACGAGCUUUUACUUCACACCUAUGUGGAUCACAGGGAUAUCUGGCUCCUGAAUUCUACAGAGGUCAAGUCGCAUUUGCCUCAGACAUAUACAGUCUUGGCGUUAUAAUCAUGGAGAUUUUAACAGGAGAGAAGGGGUAUCAAGAAGAUGAGAAUAUAGUUGAAAAUUGGAUGAAUCGAUUGGAGGCAUCAGAUAAUUUGGAGACACGGUUGGAUCAAGUAAGAGUAUGCACUAAGAUAGGGAUAGAGUGUAUGGACUUGGACCCGAAGAAGAGACCAACUGCCCGCCGUAUAAACGAUAGGCUUGAUAAAACGACAAGUGUCACCGAAGCUGGUAUCAGUAGUUCAUCAGUCGAACAACAAGUUAGUUUCCUAAAGGAACAAUAUUGCCAAGACAGAAUUACAAAGCUUUCAUCUGAGUACCCUGGAAAGGACAUCAAGCAUGGGACGCCUACAGAAGAUCAGUGGCUGCAAGGUCGAGAAGGAGCUUCAGAUGAUCAAUGGUCAUUAUGUGGAGCGCGAGAUACAAAGCAAAAUGUCAUUCCACAAGGUGCAAGUAUUUCUAGCUCUAACCGUGGUGUGCUCUACAAGUUGAACAAUUUAGACAUUUACGACACAAAAGCUCGCAAGAAUUACGUGAGGUUGGGCGGUCCUAUAUUGGAAAAUAUAAAAUGUGUGAAACUUUUCAAAAAGGGGGAGCUCAAGCCAAUUUUGAAGGAUAAUAAUUUUAUUAGAAAAGAUGGCUUUGGAGAAGUUUACAAGGGUCUUGUUGAUAACGUACCAGUCACGGUAAUCAAGCUGAUUAGUGACAAUGUGAUAAAGAAUGGAGGUUUUGCAAAUGAAGUCAUCAUGCAAUGUCGAGUCAUUCACAAAAACAUUGUUAGGCUCAUAGGUUGCUGCCUUGAAUUUGAUGCCCCGGUCCUAGUCUAUGAGUUUUUCUCCACAGUUAGCCUUCAUGACAUUCUUCACAUCAACAUCAAGCUGCCUCUCAACUUGAGUGUGCGAUCAAGUAUUGCUGCAGCAUUAGCAGAUGCUCUAGCAUAUAUGCAUUCAGUGCCCGGCACCCAAAUUUUACACGGUGAUCUUAAACCAGCAAAUAUACUAUUCGAUGACAAACUCUUCAAUGGCAACUUCGUGCCUAAGGUCUCCGGCUUUGGCAUGUCAAGGAUAAUUGCGAGAGAUAUCAUUGGUGACAUGACUUAUAUGGAUUCAAUAUACCUACAAAAAGGCUAUCUGACGGAACAAAGGGAUGUAUAUAGUUUUGGAGUUAUCGUCUUGGAACUUCUUACUCGGAGGAAGGCUAUACAUGCUGACCAUAACAGCUUAGUGAGGAUUUUCCUUGAGAAUCACAAGAAGGGUAGGAAAUCAACAGGGCUAUUUGAUAAGGAAAUUGCACUGAAAGGAGAUUUGGGACUUCUUGACAUGCUGGUAGAAAUUGCCGUCAAAUGUCUUGACGAUGAUGUGGUUAUAAGACCGUCAAUGGUAGAUGUUGCAAAGCGCCUUUCUAUACUGGAUCGAUCCCUUAAAUCGGGGGAUGCUAGGACAAAUAGUCGUCAGUAUGACUCGGAUGCUAGGACAAAUAGUCGCCAGUAUGACAUGAGACGAUCCCAUAGUGAUGAAUGAUCCCGUAGGACAAAUAGUCCUAG